Meleagris gallopavo (turkey) is the source of this 630-nucleotide messenger RNA. The record is from RefSeq and is a predicted model, not a curated record. NCBI's taxonomy places the organism in Eukaryota, Metazoa, Chordata, Aves, Galliformes, Phasianidae.
AUGUCAGCUAGCAGCCAGCACUCUGUAGGCUUCAGGGAGGAGUCUCCGGAGGAUGAAGAUGAUGAAGAAAUGGUGGAACCAAAAGCACAGGAUGACUUAGAGACGGAAAAUCAAGACCAGAAGCAGGAAACAAAAGAAGCUCCUCCCAGAGAAUUGACAGAAGAAGAAAAACAGCAAGUUCUCCAUUCAGAAGAAUUCCUGAUAUUUUUUGACCGGACAAUACGUGUAAUUGAGCGAGCUUUGGCUGAAGAUUCAGACAUAUUCUUUGACUACAGUGGCAGAGACGUAGAAGAGAAAGAUGGAGAUGUUCAAGCAGGAGCCAACCUUUCUUUUAACCGUCAGUUCUACGAUGAGCACUGGUCAAAGCAUCGUGUUGUCACCUGUAUGGAUUGGUCUCUGCAGUACCCUGAGUUGAUGGUUGCAUCUUAUAACAAUAACGAAGAUGCUCCACAUGAGCCUGAUGGGGUAGCCCUGGUAUGGAACAUGAAGUUCAAGAAAACCACACCAGAAUAUGUUUUCCAUUGUCAGGUAAGACAGAGGAAGCCAUUAAUUUCAUGUACGGGAGCCUUAAAGCCUGUGUAUUUUGAGAAACACAUGUGGUACUAUGCUUUCACGUGCAUCCUGGAUUAG